This is a messenger RNA of Neopelma chrysocephalum (saffron-crested tyrant-manakin), 921 nucleotides long. RefSeq names its product mesoderm posterior protein 1-like. The coding region runs from base 1 to 921 and encodes 306 amino acids. Gene Ontology annotation, molecular function: protein dimerization activity; RNA polymerase II cis-regulatory region sequence-specific DNA binding; DNA-binding transcription factor activity, RNA polymerase II-specific. Gene Ontology annotation, biological process: somite rostral/caudal axis specification; mesoderm formation; regulation of transcription by RNA polymerase II. Lineage: Eukaryota; Metazoa; Chordata; Aves; Passeriformes; Pipridae. The transcript has 3 exons. The record is from RefSeq and is a predicted model, not a curated record. Gene Ontology annotation, cellular component: nucleus.
AUGGCCCACUCCGCAGCGCCCGGCCACACGCUGCCCGCUACGGCCCCGCUGCAGGACUGGGGCUGCCGCGGACCCCCGGACACCCUGGGCUACAGCAGCAGCUCGCCCGCAGCAUCGCCCGACUCCUGCGGCCUCGCGUCCCCCGCCGCCGCCCGGGGACCCUGCCGUGGGCACGCCGCCCCCCGCCCGCGGGGCAGGAAGGGGGCUCGGGGCGGCGGGGGGCCGGGGGCCCCGCGGCAGAGCGCCAGCGAGCGGGAGAAGCUGCGGAUGCGGCGGCUGGCGCAGGCCCUGCUGCGGCUGCGGCACUACCUGCCGCCCGCGCUGGCGCCCGCCGGGCAGACCCUCACCAAGAUCGAGACCCUGCGCCUCGCCACCCGCUACAUCGCCCACCUCUCCACCCUGCUGGGACUCGGGCGGGGGGCGCCGGCCCCCCGACAUUGCCCCCUCUGCCCCCGGGGCCUGGGGUGCUGCCAGGACACGGACCCCCGCGAUGCUUCAUCCCCCAGCACUGUGGGCUGGGGGUCACCUCCCAUGGCGGGCCCCCCGCCGGAGCUGCACGGGGCUCCCGGCACGGGGACGGAGCCCUGGGGGUCGCCCCCUCUUGGCUCUGCUGCGGGGACUCCCCCAGGGGUGUUUGGGGGUCCGGAUACAGGAUUAGAGACCUGGGGGUCACCCCCCUAUAUCCCUGCAGUGGGGACCUCCCCGGAGUUGCACGGGGCUGUUGCCUCCAUCGAGUCCCCCUGGCUGACCCCUCCCCACCGCGCAGGGGCUGGAGCCCCCCCGGAUCUACCUGGUGAUCCACUCCUGGACUCAGGGCUGGUGCUGCCGGAGUUCGUGGGCGCAGGGACAGUCACCCAGGACCUCUCUGCAGACCUGCUCUCGCUGCUGGAGGCUCUGCUCCCGCCACAGCCCCGACACUGA